Messenger RNA from Mustela erminea (ermine), 2372 nucleotides. RefSeq names its product ATP binding cassette subfamily D member 4 (gene ABCD4). The record is from RefSeq and is a predicted model, not a curated record. NCBI's taxonomy places the organism in Eukaryota, Metazoa, Chordata, Mammalia, Carnivora, Mustelidae. Gene Ontology annotation, cellular component: peroxisomal membrane. Bases 122 to 1942 code for a protein of 606 amino acids. Gene Ontology annotation, biological process: long-chain fatty acid import into peroxisome; very long-chain fatty acid catabolic process; peroxisome organization. The transcript has 19 exons. Gene Ontology annotation, molecular function: ABC-type transporter activity; ATP binding; ATP hydrolysis activity.
AGCCGCCCGUCUCUGUGGUCGUCGUGGGCCCGCCCCUCUUCGGCCAACCCGGUGCUCUUUGGACUCUUCCCGCAGCGGAGUCCGGGGCAGCGGUCCUCCGGAGGAGGGUGGAAGUUGUCCCAUGGCGGUCCCGGGAACGGCGACCGGGGCUGGCGCCAGGCCCAGGUUAGAUCUGCAGUUUCUCCAGCGGUUCCUACAAAUACAGAAGGUUUUGUUUCCCUCCUGGUCAUCACAGAAUGCCUUGAUGUUCCUGACCCUGUUGUGCGUCACCCUACUGAAACAACUGGUGAUCUACCAGGUCGGCUUGAUCCCCAGUCAGUACUAUGGGGUCCUGGGAAACAAAGACUUGGAUGGGUUUAAGAGCCUGACGUUCCUGGCUGUGGUGCUCAUCGUUCUCAACUCCAUGCUGAAGAGCUUUGACCAGUUCACCUGCAACCUGCUGUACGUGAGCUGGAGGAAGGACCUCACCGAGCACCUUCACCGCUUCUACUUCCGAGGCCGCGUGUACUACACCCUCAACGUGCUGCGGGAUGACGUCGAUAACCCGGACCAGCGCAUCAGCCAGGACGUGGAACGUUUCUGCCGGCAGCUCAGCAGCAUGGCGAGCAAGCUCAUCAUCUCCCCCUUCACGCUCAUCUACUACACCUACCAGUGCUUCCAAAGCACGGGCUGGCUCGGGCCUGUGAGCAUCUUCGGGUAUUUCAUCCUGGGAACCCUGGUGAACAAAAUGUUGAUGGGGCCCAUCGUGGCACAGCUGGUGCAGCAGGAGAAGCUGGAGGGGGAUUUUAGGUUCAAGCACAUGCAGAUCCGGGUGAAUGCUGAGCCUGCUGCCUUUUUCAGGGCUGGGCAUGUGGAGCACAUGAGGACAGACCGCAGGCUGCAGAGACUCCUUCAGACCCAGCGGGAGCUGAUGUCCAAGGAGCUCUGGCUGUACAUCGGCGUCAACACCUUCGACUAUCUGGGCAGCAUCCUGAGUUACGUUGUGAUCGCCAUCCCUAUUUUCAGUGGUGUCUACGGAGACCUGAGCCCCACGGAGCUCAGCACUCUGGUCAGCAAGAACGCCUUCGUGUGCAUUUACCUCAUCAGCUGCUUCAGUGGGCUCAUCGACCUCUCCAGCACGCUCUCCGAUGUGGCUGGUUACACACACAGGAUUGGGGAGCUUCAAGAGACCCUGCUGGACAUGUCCCUGAGGUCGCGGGCUGGCGAGAUCCCGGAUGAGAGCGAGUGGGACACAGACAGAGCCCCGGAGUGGCCAGUCGCAGAGCCAGCAGACACAGCUUUCCUCCUUGAGCGGGUCUCCAUCGGCGCCCCGGCCUCUAACAAGCCCUUAAUCAAGGAUCUGAGCCUGAAGAUCUCCGAGGGGCAGAGCCUGCUCAUCACGGGCAACACGGGCACGGGCAAGACCUCCUUGCUGCGGGUUCUCGGCGGCCUCUGGGCAAGCACAAGGGGCUCGGUGCAGAUGCUGACGGACUUCGGACCCCAUGGGGUGAUGUUCCUGCCACAAAAGCCAUUCUUCACUGACGGGACCCUUCGGGAACAGGUGAUCUACCCGCUGAAGGAAAUCUACCCAGACUCGGGUUCUACUGAUGAUGAGCGGAUCCUGAGGUUCUUGGAGUUGGCAGGCCUGUCCAGUCUGGUGACGAGGACAGAGGGUCUGGACCAGCAGGUCGAUUGGAACUGGUACGACGUUCUGUCCCCAGGAGAGAUGCAGAGGCUCUCCUUUGCCCGGCUCUUCUACCUACAGCCCAAGUAUGCAGUGCUUGAUGAAGCCACCAGUGCCCUGACCGAGGAGGUGGAGGGCGAGCUCUACCGCGUCGGCCAGCAGCUGGGCAUGACGUUCAUCAGUGUGGGGCAUCGCCGUAGCCUCGAGAAGUAUCACUCCUUGGUUCUGAAACUCUGUGGAGAAGGAAGAUGGGAACUGACCAGAAUUAAGGCGGAGUGAAGCCAAGGGUGUGGCUGGCCAUGGGAAGAAGUGCCCAGCGCGGGCCGAUCGGCAUUCUCCUGGAGAGACUGGGGGCCCUGUGGGGCAAGGGAGACCCCUGGCUCACCUCCUGGGCCCUGUGCGGGGAGCCCUGGGAGAAGGGCCCAGCCGGGGUGUGGCUCUCUGUGGGGUGCUCUGUCCUGCCUGGGCGCCCCCUGCUGCCUCAGCCAGAGCUCCCAGCACUUGGAGUGCCGAUUGCUUACAAACGACCUCAGAUUGUGUUUUCUAAGCAAAAACCUGAAAUGUAGGCUCUAUGAGAAAUGUAGGCUCAUUGUGGAAAGAAUAUUGGGCUUAAAGUCAAGAGAUCCAGAAAUCUUUUAAAACCUUUAAUUUUUGUAUAAGAUUUUUUUUAACUUUAAUCAACUAUUUAAAUUUUAUAACUUUUUGUAAA